UUGAAAUGUAAACUCGUUGAAUGAAAUGUUUUCACGAGUAACAACUUUGACACGAUAGCAGUGCUGAGUUGCUGACAGUUAUUGCUUAUUGGCGAAGAGGUUGGGAUGUGAUGUUGAUUUGAGCAAUUGGGUCGUAGGGCUAAACCCAUGUUGUGUACUUAAAUCGUUGAUGAGUUUACGUAAUAAUGUUUAGAAAAGUAAGUUAUACUGAAUUAAUGCAGCUACAGCUUUCCUAGACCCGUUUCAAUCAAGGAAUGUGCUCAAAAGUCGCGUUGAAACGAUGACAAUGCUGACAGCCUGAAAGCGAGGAUGGCGAUUGUGUUCUGCUGUGUGAAAAACUGUUUUGAUGGGAUGGGAUUUUCAGCAACACCAGCGCUUAGGCGAGAAACUAAUCCCAUCACACUAGAUACUAAUCACAUUGGUCAUGAAGUUGUGAUUGUAAAAAACGGAUUGCGAAUAUGCGGCAGUGGCGGUGCUAUCACAAACGCACCACUAGUACAGAGCAAAUCCUACUUUGAAGUGAAAAUUCAGCAGUCUGGUGUAUGGGGAGUAGGGUUGGCAACUCUCAACACUGACUUAAACAGGUCACCUGGAGGAAUGGAUGCAGGAUCAUGGGUAUUUUGUUGGGAUGGAGUAUUCAGACAUAACAACACUGAAAUACAAAAAGCUCUGGAGCAUGCGAAUGAAGGUGAUAUUCUGGGUGUCUCGUAUGAUCAUGUGGAACUCAACUUUUAUCUGAAUGGAAAAAAUAUGGACAGUCCUGUAACAGGGGUCAAAGGACAUGUUUUUCCAGUAUUAUUUGUUGACGAUGGUGCCAUUUUAGACAUUGUGUUGGACAACUUCAAUUAUCCGCCGCCUCAAGGUUUUGAAAAAAUUAUGUUGGAGCAGUCCUUACUUUAGAGCACUUCUGGUGCCAGUGGUGGUCUUCAGAAGUGGCCAUGAAGCACUGAUACCUUUAUUCAUUAUUUUUACACAGCAAAUAAGACUUCAUUGAGUUUAGAGAACUUUAAUAAAGUGGAGAACAUGA
Messenger RNA from Schistocerca piceifrons (Central American locust), 1027 nucleotides. Its product is annotated as SPRY domain-containing protein 7. Bases 310 to 900 code for a protein of 196 amino acids. Lineage: Eukaryota; Metazoa; Arthropoda; Insecta; Orthoptera; Acrididae. Gene Ontology annotation, molecular function: protein binding. The transcript has 5 exons. The record is from RefSeq and is a predicted model, not a curated record.